GGUCACGACUGAGAGGCCUGUGUCAGAGAUGCCACUCAGCCCAGCCGACAUCCUCAGCUCUUCUUCCACUAUCUCCAACAAGUCGAGGACCAGGCCUCGCUACCGCACCAAGGCCACGAGCUGUGAGGUGGAUGAGAGCCUCUUCGGAGCCAUCAAGCACCUGUCCCUGACUGAUGGGCCCAUCGUGCUGCUCCGGGACCGGAAAACCAUCAAGAGCUCUCUCAGUGCCCUAGGCCUGCAGCACAAGCCUAAGACCAUCCAACUCAUCACCCGGGACCUGGUCCGGGAGCUCAUCAUUCCUACCAAGGACCCCUCCGGAGAGUCCCUGAUCAUCAGCCCUGAGGAGUUUCAGCGCAUCAAAUGGGCCUCUAAGGUCCUUACCCGGGAGGAGAUGGAAGCCAGGAAGCAGGCCUUCAAGAAGGAGAAGGAGGCUGCUGUGGAAGCUGUAUCCACACGCAAGAUGAUCAUGAAGCAGAAGGAGAUGGUCUGGGCACAUAACAAGAAGCUCAAUGACCUGGAGGAGGAGGCUGAGCAGCGGGCCCAGGGCCUCCUGAAGAGAGCCAACCAGCUGCGCAUGGAGCAGGAAGAGGAGCUCAAGGACAUGAGUAAGAUCAUCCUCAAUGCCAAGUGCCACGCCAUUCGAGAUGCCCAGAUAUUGGAGAAGCAGCUGAUCCAGAGAGAGCUGGAGGCAGAGGAGAAGCGACUGGAUGAGAUGAUGGAGGUGGAGCGGCAGAAGUCCAUCCAGCGACAGGAGGAGCUGGACCGGAGGCGGAGAGAGGAGCGGAUCCGGGGAAGGCGCCACAUUGUGCAGCAGAUGGAGAAGAACCAGGAGGAGCGGUCCCUGCAGGCUGAGCACCGGGAGCAGGAGAAGGAGCAGAUGCUUCUGUACAUGGACCGGUUACACGAGGAGGACCUCAGGGACAUAGAGCGGAGGCAGCAGCAGAAACUGAAGAUCCAGGCUGAGAUCAAACGCAUCAACGAUGAGAACCAGCGGCAGAAGGCGCAGCUGCUGGCCCAGGAGAAGCUGGCGGAUGAGAUGGUGAUGGAAUUCACCAAAAAGAAGAUGGCCCGGGAAGCUGAAUUUGAGGCUGAGCAGGAGCGAAUCCGGAGGGAGAAGGAGAGGGAGGUUGCACGUCUGAGGGCCAUGCAGGAGAAGGCCCAGGACUACCAGGCAGAGCAGGAUGCUCUACGGGCCAAGCGCAACCAAGAGGUGGCCGACAGAGAGUGGCGCCAGAAGGAGAAGGAGAAGGCACAGAAGAAGAUGGAGACAGAGGCCGAGCUGCGGAAGAGCCGGCUGGAACAGGUGGCCAUCAAGGAGCAUGCCCUGGCCGUGCAGGUGCAGCGUGACCGAGAUGAGUUUGAGAGGAUCCUUCAGGAGCAGCGGAAACAGAUUGAGAAGGAGCGGCUGGAGGAGGAGCACAGGAUGACAGGGCGGCUGCAACAUGCCAACGAGUUGCGGCGCCAGGUGCGUGAGAACCAGCAGAAGCAGGUGAAGGAGCGCAUGGCCACCUUCGAGGAGGGCCGGCGGCUGCAGGAGGAGGCAGAGAAACGGCGCCAGCGCAUUGCCGACAUCAAGAGGCAGAAGUUGGAGGAGCUGAGAGCCACCGGCCUCCCCGAGAAGUACUGCAUUGAGGCUGAGCGCAAGGCUAACAUCCUGGCAGCUGCGCCCAGAAGCUGAGGGCACCGGGUGGCUGGCUCAUCAGAAACCCCACUGCUGGUCACAGAGUUCUUCCUGGUUAUAGAUUAAAUCUAUUUGGCUUCUUA
Molecule: messenger RNA, 1764 nt
Organism: Erinaceus europaeus (western European hedgehog)
Lineage: Eukaryota; Metazoa; Chordata; Mammalia; Eulipotyphla; Erinaceidae
Gene: CFAP45
Product: cilia and flagella associated protein 45
Exons: 12
Coding region: 29-1678 (549 amino acids)
Source: RefSeq, a predicted model, not a curated record